Molecule: messenger RNA, 2957 nt
Organism: Ceraceosorus bombacis
Lineage: Eukaryota; Fungi; Basidiomycota; Exobasidiomycetes; Ceraceosorales; Ceraceosoraceae
Source: the annotation of a GenBank genome assembly
AUGGACAAUGCUCGGGAGGGAAAGAUCUCGUCUUUCGAACCAUUAGAGUAUGCGGCUCACGACUUGUCGAAUGUAGCCCUUGGAAGCAAAGAAGCACUACGCGUCAGAGAAAGCCAUGUAGUGGAUGGGCACGGCAGAGUCAUCGGUCUUCGGGGUCUCAACGUCAGCGGUGGAAGCAAAUUGUGAGCAAUGGCAGGAGGCACGUGUAUAUUAUGGACAGAAAGACGACGAUUGACUGACGACACUAGCUGCGUGGACCUCAAUCACAAGGCCAAAACGACCCGAGACAUUCUCGCACAUCUAUAACGAUGAUUUUUGGAAGCAUCGAAGCGUAGACUUUGUUGGCAGGCCUUUCUCGGUAGAAGAUGUGAGCUCAGCUGCUCUUCGUUGCUUAGUCGUACUGCUCAGUACAUUUCACUUCCCAUCUCUCCUCAGGCGCCAACCCAUUUUGCACGUCUUCAGGAGUGGGGCCACCCGCUGAUCCGCUUCCUUGUCACGUGGGAGUCCUUGGCGCAUUCAGGGCCUUUCGAGCUGGACCAUGGCUACAUCGCAUACCUGAAGGAGCUGUUCGAGCUCAUGCCAAAGUAUGGUAUCAAGGCUGUUAUAUGCGCCCACCAGGACGUAUGGAGCAGAUUUAGCGGCGGGAGCGGCGCUCCGGGCUGGGUGAGACUAGAGACUGCGAAUUCACAUUCAUUCAGAGUCUUGCUCACGCUUAAUCGCACCCGGCUGUUCGUAGACUUUUGAAGCGGCUGGACUCGAUAUUCGAGCCUUCAAGGAAACUGGUGCAGCCUACGUUCACAGCGUGGCUAGCGCAGGGGCGCCUGACAAGAGCAAGGCGACAAAUUCCGAAUUUCUUAGUUCUUCUGAGAGCAAGGAAGUCAGCGGACCCUUUGUCUGGCCCUCGUACGUGAUGAGAGUGAUUGCGGGUGACGCUACCACGGCUCGCUCACUCCUGCCUUCACUGCUAACAGUGGCUAUCAAAAGCUCGCAGCAUCCACGAUGGCGACGCUUUUCUGGGCUGGCGACGUCUUCGCCUGGCAACUACAAGUCUCGCCGGAGGCUUUCAGCUCCACACCCUCUUCUCCUUCCGCAAGGCCUCAAGGUCUACUUCCUACACAAGGCGAAGUGUCGAUUCAAACCCUCCUCCAGGCUUCCUAUCUUCAUGCGUUCGGCACCCUUGCAGAUACAAUCGGGGACUUGGAAGCAUGCCUCGGGUUCGAGCCAAUGAACGAGCCGCAUCGUGGUCUGAUAGGGCUGCACUCUUGGGGCAACUGGAAGUAUGAGACAGACCUACACAUAGGACACUUUCCUAAUGCCCUCCAGUCCUUUGCUUUGGGAGCUGGCCAUGCGCAAAUCGUUCCUUAUUAUGUCAAGAGUUGGCCGUUUCCCACUCGGGUGAGCCACAAGAGCCUGCUGGAUCCCAAAGGCAAAACGGCCUGGCUGAAGGACAGCUCCGGACGGAGCUUCAAGCAGGGUGCAGCCGCAACGCCCUCGCCGGGGGAUGCUAGGUGUCUUUGGGCGCGACAUGGAGCAUGGGCAUGGGACAGAGAACGCAGUAAAGCUAUCGUGCUUCGAGAGGAUUUCUUCACCAAGGAUCCACGCCCGCAAACGGACCACGGAAAGGUGGAGUGGUACCGCGAUUGUUGGGCUCCCUUCGUGACUACAUACGCGCAGAGGUGAGCAGCUUCCCGACUUCUUUCGGUCUGCUUUCCGAUCGUCGCUCACCCAUCAAGCCCACUCUCUGGAUCUAGGAUACGGCAAAAGCACGCCAACCUACUGCUUCUGUCCGAGCCGAUACCGAAUGAAUACCAUCCGCUUUGGCCGAGCGCCACCUUGAGUCAUUCAGACCGCGAGAACCUCGGCUCGCUGGCAUUGAAGCAGGACUAUGCCACGAAGACGAUCAUCAACGUGCCAAGACCUGAAGGAUUCGUCUUUGCGCCGCAUUUCUACGACCUCAAUGUGCUGUUCUCGAAGGUGCAUUCUUUCUACUCGGUCAAUGUGCAAGGUGCUAGCAGAGGCAUGUUCAUCCUCAAAGCUUUGUACUUUGGUGCAGAAGGCUUGCGCAAGAAUUACGAAAUUCAGCUCAAGAAUAUUGCAGAGCAUGCGUUCCUAUCAUUAGGCAAAGUGCCAGUCAUGAUUGGCGAAGUAGGCAUGCCAUUCGACGUCAAUCAUAGGCUGGCGCUGACGACUGGAGACUACUCGGUUCAGUCAGAUUUGAUGGACGCUCUGAUCGGAGCGAUGGAAAAGAAUCUACUUGGCUAUACUUUGUGGAACUACAACCCAGAUAAUACCGUCGAGCACGGAGAUAAUUGGCUUUCUGAAGACUUUUCCGUCUUCUGCGAUGAAGACAAAGCAAGGGACAAGGAGAACUACCUCUCGGCGAAGCCAUUGUACAAGGGCGGUAGAGCUCUCAAUGCCAUCUUGGUAAGUGUAAAAGCUCUCACGCAAGUGAAAAGGGAAGCACCGGCCCCGCUAAUUCGUGACGUGGUCUUCAAUCGCAACAGCGUCCAUAUGCAGCCAAGACAGCAGGUAUUCCACUCUCUUCAGAGUGGGACUCAAGCAAAUUGAUCUUCAAGUUCAGGUGGAAGAAUCAUCCGGACCUAAUCAGUGCAAAUUCGGAGAUGGCACGCACCAGCGAAUUCUACCUACCACGCUACUGGUUCGAGGGAACUGAAUUCGCUGUCAAGCUCACAGAUGGAAGUUGGGUGUACGACAGCUCGAAACAAUCACUCUACGUCAGGCACGCCAACGACGAGCUUGGAGUUGCCCACGUUCUCAUCGUUCAAGCACUGCCUGGCCAGAAGCCGAGAGCGACUUUUCCCCGUCCUAGUGGUAUGAGCAUACAGGACUGGACAGUCAUCGUCAGCGUCGUCUUGGCGCUGCUCGUUGCUCUUUACAUCGGCGACAGGGUGUAUGUAUACGGCCUAGAAAAGGCCAAGAUGCAUCCAGAAUUGUAA